AUGUUCACAUCAUGGGCAAUUCUCAAAAAGAAGCCAAAACAGAGGCACGUAAUUGGUGUUUCAUUUGCAUUUGCAGGUUUGGUUUUUGUUGGUGGAUCAGUCAUUGGUUGGAAGAAUUCAUUUGGCAAAAAAGUCAAAUUUGCGUCCAAAUCUUUAUUAGGAAUUGCAAUUGCAUUAUGUGGGCAAUUCGUAGCAUCAAUUCAUUUUGUUUUGGAAGAGAAACUAAUGAAAGGAGUUGAGAAACCAGUUCCACCUAUAUUCAUCAUUGGAUCAGAAGGAAUUGCUGGAAUUGUAAUAUCACUUGCAAUUUUUUUGCAAAUUACAACUGAAUUCAUGGAAAAGAUCAUGGAUCAUAUGAGAACUUAA
Trichomonas vaginalis G3 is the source of this 366-nucleotide messenger RNA. Its product is annotated as negative regulation of mitochondrial outer membrane permeabilization protein. The record is from RefSeq and is a predicted model, not a curated record. Gene Ontology annotation, cellular component: intracellular membrane-bounded organelle; membrane. Lineage: Eukaryota; Parabasalia; Trichomonadida; Trichomonadidae. Bases 1 to 366 code for a protein of 121 amino acids. The transcript has a single exon.